AUGAAGUCCAUGUUUAAAAAGAUAGAUAUAUUUGGUACUAGCGUUUAGUUGAGCUUUUAGCAUGACACACAUCAUAAGACAUGCUGUGGAAGUAUUUUCACUUUAUUUUUAGUUGCUAUAUUCGCUGUUGCUUUUUGGAUAGAGGCUCAAGAUGUUAUUUAUAAAAAUAAUCCAAACAUUAAUUUUAAUACAAAUGCUAUUUAGUCUCCGAUAUUAAAUCUGGCUGAGGGUUAAUUACCUAUUGCAUUUGGCUUACGAACUAAAAGUAAUUUACAGUACAUAAAAUCUGAUUUAAGUACUUCUUUUAAUGCAUAAGUGUCUAUUAAGAGUACUUAUUCGAAUGCUCAUAAUAUUAACGAACAAAAUAUACCAGUAAGUUUUGUUGAAUGCAGCACUUUAUUCUAAGACUCAAGCAAAGAUAAUUUUUCACUUUAAUAAAAAUUUUUUUUAGAUUAUAUUUAGCUUAACAUGUAAUAUGAAAAUUUGUACUGUAUUUAGUUCGAUAAAAAUAAUUCUUAUGCUAGUAAUUUCUUAUUGCAAAGUUAAGCAGAUAAUAAGAGUGUUUUUACUAUUGAAGUUCUGAAUUGUAUCUCUACUAAUUGUAUUGAUAAAUAGUACUAACUUAGUUAACUCAAUUUGGAUACUAUAUUCCUCGAUCAUAAUUAAAAUUUUUCAGAUUUUGAAAAACCUUUGCUAUAAACUGUUUCAGUGUAAUCUCAUUCGUUUAUAUCUGGUUACUAAAAGUAAGUGUCUCUCUAUUUUUAAUACACAGAAAUAGAAACUUAAGAUAAUUUAUUUUUUAAUGGAGUUACUUAGUUAGAUUAAGCAUUAACUAACACAAAUAAAAUUCUUGACAUAGAAGAAAUAGACUAAAGCAGACAGGUUUUACUAACAGUUCAAUUUUAAUUAGAAGAAAAAGCAUCUUAGUAUAGAAGAUAAUAUACUAAACUGUCUGCUGUCGUUGCUGAAAUAGGUGGUUUAGCAAAAGCUCUUAUAUAUAUUUUUGGUAUGGUUGUUACCCCUUUUGCUAAGAUUAACUUUUAAACAUCGUUAAUGAAUGAAAUAUUUUGCUUUGAAGACGAUGAAGAAUUAGAAAAAUAAAAGUCUGAAUCUGAAGAAUAAUAAAUUAUCUAGCAGCCUGACUUAGCUUCACCAGUACUUUCGAACAAACAUAAAAAUAGAUAGAAUGAUCCAAAAAAUUAUAUUGCUCCUUUUAAUAGCCAAAUACCAUAAAUAUUUGGAUAAAAAAGAGACUCUGGAGGAUAGAUAAUCAUUCCUAAUUCUUAGAUCCAUAGAUUAUAAUCUCUGAACCCUUCAAUAAAUGACAUGAAAUAAUAACUGGGAUUUGCUUAAUUAGCAUCGAAUUAAAUUAUAAAACAAGAAAAUAAUAACUCAGUUCAUGAUUUUAAAAAGAUGUUGGGGUUUAAUUUUAUGGGAAUUAAAAGGUCUUCGCUAAAAAAAUAGACUGUAAAUACUCAAGAAUUACCGAAUGAAACAACAUAAUCUGCUUCAAUCAAUAAAAUCAGAAAAAGUGAUCUUCCAGGAUUACCAGCUGAAUUUGAAACACCAUAUAAAUUAAACGGAAGCAAUAAUCUUAUAAGCUCUAAUAGGCAGAUUUAAACGGAGAACAUUAACGAGAUUUAAUAAAAUAAAAAAGAAAAUUUCGAAAAUGAAACAAUUUAGAACAAUAUAAAUAAUGAAGAAGCUAUUGAAAAUUAAGAAAUUAAAUUUAACUUUAACAAUAUUUAAAUUAAUACAAACAAUGAUGAAGAUUAAAUAGAAAACUAAAAAAAUAAAUUUAAUUGCAGUACUCUUACUUAAAAAGGAAAUUUAAAUAAUUUUACAUAGUAAAUAAAUUAUAACUAGAUAGUCACUCAUACAGAAAAUAAUGAAAAUAAUAUCAAUAAUAUUGGUUAAAGAGAUGUAAAAACUAACUAAGCUCCUUUAAUUAAUUUAUAAAAUGUCAAUUAAGAUUUGAACAAUUCUACCUUACCUUAAGAGUAAAGUCCUAUUAAAAAAUAAUCAAUAUCUAAAAAGAUGAAGAGAAAUUUUACUGCUGAUUAAAAUUACAUUUCUUCUUUACUUCAUGUUUACCAAGAAAACUAAGAUCCGGACUCAGCAAAAUUGAAAAAAAGAAAAUCGCUGAGAAAGUAAGGAGAUUGGUUUUUCAAGAAAAUAUUUACACCAAAAACAGGUGGUUUAAUUUUUAAAGCCUAUGAAUAUAUCUUAUACUUCUUACCGUUUGGUAAAAUAAAAAAGAAAAGAUAAUAGUUACGAUACACGUUAGACAAAAUAAAUGAUAGAUUGGAUGCUGUAUUUAUAAUCAAUAAGUUAAUAGAAAUAGAUAAGUUAAAGAUGUUAAUUUUAAAUGAAAACUAGCUCAAGUUAUUUGAUUACAUGCCAAAGCCAGUUAUAAACAAUAAAACUUAGUAUCAGCAUCAACUAAAAACCUAACAAGAAUUACAGCUAGAAAAUAUGAACAUGAGUACUUAAAAAGGACUUUCCCUUAAAUUAAAACCAACCAAUUAACCAGAAGAGAGUAAAUUCAAAUCAACUUGGAGUAUAUUAGACUCAGAAAAGACAACUUUGAUGAAAGCCCAUGAAGCCUAUUUGGCUUUUAACAAAAUAAAGGAUGACUCAAAAGAUAUCUCUGAAAUAGAUGAAAAGCUGCUGAGUAUGCUGGAUCCUUAAAUAUUGAGCUACUUCGAAAAAACAAGAUAGUAAAAGUAUUAUUUAAGGAUGAAUGAGAAUUCUCCUGCAAAUGGAGGAUUUCGUAAUCUUGCAGAUUAAAAUAAUAAUUUUUAAACUGUCAGUAAUCAAUACAUUUAACAGCCAAUAGAAAAUUUGUAAAAAGAUGCAUCUAUUUAAAAUAUUUAACAAGCAUCAAAUGACAAUUUAGAGUAAGUUUCUAAAGUGAAAUCAAAUUUGAAAAUUGAAUAAAAUAAAAGCCUUUUUAGGAUUUCUCAAGACAACUUAGUAGAAGAAUCCAGAUUAAAUAAUGUAUCAAAACCUACUUUAUAUGAGAUAAGUCCUGAAAAGAACUCGAUGUUGAACGAAAGCAUUGAAAUAGCUCAUGAGUCUUAUUUAUAAAAUAAAACAGUUUUCACAGAAUUCAUGCCAACAAAGAAUAUAAAUUGA
Tetrahymena thermophila SB210 is the source of this 3138-nucleotide messenger RNA. RefSeq names its product transmembrane protein, putative. The record is from RefSeq and is a predicted model, not a curated record. Gene Ontology annotation, biological process: reciprocal meiotic recombination. The transcript is spliced from 2 exons. Gene Ontology annotation, cellular component: nucleus. Gene Ontology annotation, molecular function: double-stranded DNA binding. Lineage: Eukaryota; Ciliophora; Oligohymenophorea; Hymenostomatida; Tetrahymenidae.